UUAAUUGUUUAACAUGUUACUCAUUAAGCAGACGCAGAUCGACUUACAUUAGCGUAUGCAUACAUUUUCGUACUGGUCCCGCGCAGGUAUCAAACCAACAACCCUGGCGUUGUGUGCGUCAUGCUUUACCAACUGAGCUACACGAAACUAUUAUCACCUCAUGUAUCCUCAUCUAUUCGUAACGUACAUAUUCAUAUGUAGCUAUAGGUCUGCAUUAAACUAUUCUAACAGUAUAUAUUCAUAAUGUACAUAUUAACAUGUAGCUACACGUCUGCAUAGACGAAAGUAUUGGCUGUAAGAAGUCAGAGAAAACAUAUUUGCUCAUCUUUAAAUGAAUAAACAAUGUAGUGAAUAUUUUUCUAAACUGCGUUACCCAUUCCAGUCAGCUGACGGCGAUAUGCGACCUUCAGAUGUUGACGUCAUAUCUAGUGGACCAACACGACACCGGAAGCUGUUUCAACAACACGGAUACUGACUCAUUCAACCACCUCUUUAGCCUUGUAGCCAACAUACAACCGAAAACAAGCUCUUUCGACCAUUUUUGUGAAUGUUGGUCUCGGUGUUUUUAAACACAAUCCUCUUUAUUAUCUACUAUUUAACUUAAAGUAAUUUGCUUGUUAAAUGUACAAAUGUGUUGAUUAUACUGAGUCAAGCACUAAGCUUAUCGUUAAUGCUAGCUAGCCCGACCAUGAACUCACUGAACGACUACCCUCCUGUUAAAGAAGAGGAGGUCUGCUGGGCGGAGAAAGAAGCUCUGGGGCUGAACAUUGUCCUGAAAGAAGAGAAGGAUGUUACAGUAAAAGGAGAGGAAGAAGCUUUCAGAAUGAAAGAGGAGGAAGAGGAGGCCAUCAGUAUCACAUUGAAAGAAGAGAAGGAUGCUACAGUGAAAGAAGAGACAGAACAUUUUAGAGAGGAAGAGGGGAUAGAGGCUGUCACAGUGGAAGAAGAAGAGGGGAUAGAGGCUGUCACAGUGGAAGAAGAGGAAGUAGAAGUUUUCAUAAUGAAAAGGGAGGAAGAGGAGGCUGUCACCUUGAAAGAAGAAGAGGAGGAUGUUUUGGGAGAUGACGGAAAGGAAGAGGAGACUGAAGAUCUGAUUAACACCAGAGAGAGACCAGACUCUCACUCUGACAGCGGAAAGAGUCCUUCAGGGGAAACAGACCCAGAGACGCCCAAACCAGUGAGACGACACCACUGCUCCCAAUGUGAAAAGAGAUUUUCCAAAUCAGGGGACCUAAAACGGCAUGAGAGGACACACACAGGGGAGAAGCCUUUCCAAUGUUCCCAGUGUGGAAAGUGUUUUAACCGCUUAAGCAACCUGAAGGCGCAUGAGAGGACACACACACAUUAUUUCCAAUGUUCCCACUGUGGGAAGCGUUUUGCCUGCUUAAGCAGGCUGAAGAGGCAUGAGAGGACACACACAGGGGAAAAUCCUUUCCAAUGUUCCCAGUGUGGGAAGUGUUUUACCCGCUUAAAGUGCCUGACGACGCAUGAGAGGAUACACACAGGGGAAAAGCCUUUCCAAUGUUCCCAGUGUGGAAAGCAUUUUACCCACCAUUCAUGUCUGAAACAACAUGAGAGAAUACACACAGGGGAGAAGCCUUACCACUGCUUCCAGUGUGGAAAGAGUUUUAACCUGUUAGGGUCUCUGAAACGACAUGAGAGAACACACACAGGGGAGAAGCCUUACCACUGCUCGCAGUGUGGAAAGCGUUUUAACCAGAAAGUACACAUGAAAGCUCAUGAGAGAAUACACACAGGGGAGAAGCCUUACCACUGCUCCCAGUGUGGAAAGAGUUUUAGCUGGUUAAGUAACCUGAAAGUUCAUGAGAUAAUACACACAGGGGAGAAGCCUUUCCUGUGCUUCCAGUGUGGCAAGUGUUUUAACAAUUUAGGGGCCAUGAAACAACAUGAGAGAAUACACACAGGGGAGAAGCCUUACCACUGCUCCCAGUGUGGAAAGAGUUUUAGCUGGUUAAGGAACCUGAAAGUUCAUGAGAUAAUACACACAGGGGAGAAGCCUUUCCAGUGCUUCCAGUGUGGCAAGUGUUUUAACAAUUUAGGGGCCAUGAAACAACAUGAGAGAAUACACACAGGGGAGAAGCCUUACCACUGCUCCCAGUGUGGAAAGUGUUUCGACUGGUCAGGGGAUCUGAAAAAACAUGAGAGAUUACACACAGGGGAGAAGCUUUACCACUGUUCCCAAUGUGGAAAGAGUUUUAACCUGUUAGGGCCUCUGAAACGACAUGAGAGAACACACACAGGGGAGAAGCCUUACCACUGUUCGCAGUGUGGAAAGCGUUUUAACCAGAAAGGACACAUGAAAGCUCAUGAGAGAAUACACACAGGGGAGAAGCCUUACCACUGCUUCCAGUGUGGAAAGAGUUUUAACCUCUUAUGGGAGCUGAAACAACAUGAGAGAACACACACAGGGGAGAGGCCUUACCACUGCUCGCAGUGUGGAAAGAGUUUUAACCAGAAAGGACACAUGAAAGCUCACGAGAGAAUACACACAGGGGAGAAGCCUUACCACUGCUCACAGUGUGGAAAGAGUUUUAACCAGAAAGGACACAUGAAAGCUCACGAGAGAAUACACACAGGGGAGAAGCCUUUCCAGUGCUUCCAGUGUGGCAAGUGUUUUAACAAUUUAGGGGCCAUGAAACAACAUGAGAGAAUACACACAGGGGAGAAGCCUUACCACUGCUCCCAGUGUGGAAAGUGUUUCAACUGGUCAGGGGAUCUGAAAAAACAUGAGAGAUUACACACAGGGGAGAAGCUUUACCACUGUUCCCAAUGUGGAAAGGGUUGUAACUUAUUAUGGGAUCUGAAACAACAUGAGAGAACACACACAGGGGAGAGGCCUUACCACUGCUCACAGUGUGGAAAGAGUUUUAAACUGAAAGGACACCUGAAAGCUCACCAGAAAAUUCACACAGGGGAGAAUUCUUACCACUGCUCCCAGUGUGGAAAGUGUUUCAGCCGGUCAGGUGAUCUGAAGAAACAUGAGAGAAUACACACAGGGGAGAAGCCUAACCACUCCUCACAGGGUGCAAAGCUUUUGCCCAUUUAGGAAGCAUGAAAGAACACAUGAGUCUGCACACAGAGGAGAAGGCUUACAAAAGCUCAGACUGUGGGAAAACAUAUUAAUCAUAUUACUCCAACAUAUUACACUUAAAUGUCAUUAGAGAAUCUACACAAGACAGAGAAAUUAAUUCUCUUAGCGUGUAUAUUGAUAUUUCACAUCACAUUGACUUAACAUUCAUCAGAGAACAUACACAGUGCUCCCGUUGUCUUAUAUUGUUGACUGACAAUGUGUUUACCUGUUUUUACCAGAUGAAAUUGCUUCUUCCAAUUAUUGAUAAAUAUGUACCUGUUAAGAAACUGACUGUUAGAACUGUUAAGGCUCCAUGGAUUGAUGAGGAAUUUAAAAACUGUAUGUUUGAAAGAGUUGGGGCAAAAGGAGUGGCUAAUAAGUCUGGCUGCACAUCUGGCUGUUUUAUGCAAAU
Messenger RNA from Oncorhynchus nerka (sockeye salmon), 3503 nucleotides. Its product is annotated as zinc finger protein 883-like. The record is from RefSeq and is a predicted model, not a curated record. The transcript is spliced from 4 exons. Gene Ontology annotation, biological process: regulation of transcription by RNA polymerase II. Bases 671 to 3067 code for a protein of 798 amino acids. Gene Ontology annotation, cellular component: nucleus; nucleoplasm. Gene Ontology annotation, molecular function: DNA-binding transcription repressor activity, RNA polymerase II-specific; RNA polymerase II cis-regulatory region sequence-specific DNA binding. Lineage: Eukaryota; Metazoa; Chordata; Actinopteri; Salmoniformes; Salmonidae.